AGUAAGCGCUGCGGGCUGUUGACGCUGCGAUCUGCCUUUCUUCACCAUUAUUUCAGUGGAUCUGUUUCGUUUUAGGUUUUAAGUUGAUUACUUAAACUAGCAGAAAAUCCAGAUCGAUUUAAAUAAAGGACAACUGGGAUUUUAGUCGGUGUGUUUUCAAGAAGCAGGAGAGCCAGAACAAUGAAAGGACGGGAGCUGCUCAUUUUCACGCUUUUGUCUUUCUGCUCGGUGAGAGCACAGAUCAGCUAUUCUAUUCCUGAGGAAAUGCCCAAAGGAUCUUUCGUCGGUGAUGUUGCCCAAGAUCUGGGUCUGGAUGUGAAAAGACUGAGAUCAGGAAAGGCCCGCAUUUAUACUGGGGACAACGCGGAGUACAUGGAGCUGAAUACAGAAAAAGGAGUCCUCCUCGUUAAGGACAGAAUCGACAGAGAGAUUAUCUGCGSGCAGACAGAGCCGUGCGCCCUUCAUUUCCAAAUCAUUUUAGAAAACCCGAUGGAAUUUUACAGCAUUGUGGUCGAAGUCACGGAUGUCAACGACAACGCCCCGAGUUUUAAACGAGGUGAAAUGAAUUUCAGGAUAAGUGAGUCGGCUGUUACAGGCACAGCUUUUGCGCUCGAGCAGGCGAUAGAUCUGGACGUGGGUAAGAAUGGUUUGCAGAAUUACUUGUUAAAUCCAACAACUAAUUUUGCGUUGAGGCUGCAGAAUCAAGCAGAUGGAAGCAAGAUGGUAGAAAUUGUUUUGCAAAAAUAUUUAGAUAGAGAAGAGAAGAAUCGCCUCGCUCUUGUUCUAACUGCUGUAGAUGGCGGUGAGCCCCAGCUCUCUGGAUCAGUUCAGAUAAAUGUAAAUGUGCUGGACAGUAAUGAUAACGCUCCAGUUUUUACACAGAAAUUAUAUAAAACUACCUUGAAAGAAAAUUCCCCUCCAGGAACUGCAGUGAUUAAGGUUAGUGCCUCAGAUUUAGAUGAGGGAUCAAAUGCACAAAUAUCAUAUUCAAUAAUUAWCUCUGCUGAUGACACAUCUGAUAUAUUUAACAUUAACAAAAGCACUGGUGAUAUUAAACUGGUGGGAAUCGUUGAUUUUGAAAAAAAGAAACAAUAUCAAAUAUAUGUCCAGGCAACUGAUGAGGGAGAACUAAGAGAUUCCAGUGAAGUUAUUGUAGAAAUAACUGAUACAAAUGACAAUAAACCUGUAAUAAAUGUUAUGUCGAAAUCCACUGCCAUAACAGAGGAUGUUAAACCAGGAACUGUUGUGACAAUAAUAAACAUUCUGGAUCCAGAUUCAGGUGAAAAUGGAAACGUUCACUGUUAUAUAAAUA
Molecule: messenger RNA, 1312 nt
Organism: Austrofundulus limnaeus
Lineage: Eukaryota; Metazoa; Chordata; Actinopteri; Cyprinodontiformes; Rivulidae
Product: protocadherin beta-16
Biological process (GO): homophilic cell-cell adhesion
Cellular component (GO): plasma membrane
Molecular function (GO): calcium ion binding
Source: RefSeq, a predicted model, not a curated record